UGACGGUUUCCGGGAGUUUUGAGACCGACUGACAAAACAGUAUCAUACUUGAACCGCUAAAAUUAGUGUUUGUGUUAUCUGCAUUAACAGUUAAUAUGUAUAAAUUGUGCAAUUUACUAAUAGAAUUACAGAUCAUUAUCAAACACGGACUUAGCGUGGUUUGCUUCCUUUUGCAUACGGUACAGUUUUUACAAAGCUACUGCAUUGCCAUGGGCGAAGGUCAGAGCAUGUACACAAAGCAUUCUCUGCCAGGUGCUGUAGUUCCUCAUUGAACUACAUUACCCAGACGAGACAGCGGCGCCAUUGAGAAAGCUGGCGCGUUGCGGUAGACCCGGCAGUACGGAGCGGGAGACACCAGAGUUAGAGGGAAGUAGCUGUCAGUGACUAUUAUAGUGUCAUCAUGUCUUACAGUUGCAAAAUCGGACCGUCUAUCCUAAAUAGUGAUCUUUCUUGCCUGGCGUCUGAAUGUCAGCGGAUGAUGCAGUCGGGGGCAGAUUACCUUCACCUUGAUGUUAUGGACGGGCAUUUUGUACCCAAUAUCACCUUUGGCCAUCCUGUUGUAGAGGCUCUUCGGAAGCAAAUUGGGCAGGAUCCAUUUUUUGACAUGCAUAUGAUGGUUGCAAAACCAGAACAGUGGGUGAAGCCGAUGUCUAUUGCUGGAGCUAAUCAGUACACUUUCCACGUAGAAGCAACCAAUAAUCCCGGAGCAUUAAUCAAAGAUAUUCGAGAGAAUGGCAUGAAGAAAUGUUCGGUCUUGAAAGCAGAGGUCAAAUAUCACUCUCAAAAUCCACUUAUUCCAGGUUUAGCUGGGCGUCCAGGCACCUCAGUUCACUGGUUAAGAACACAGUUUCCUUCUUUAGAUAUAGAAGUGGAUGGUGGAGUAGGACCUGAUACAAUCCACAAAUGUGCAGAGGCAGGUGCCAACAUGAUAGUGUCUGGAAGUGCAAUUAUGAAAAGUGAUGAUCCCCGUUCAGUUAUAAACCAGUUGAGAAAUGUGUGUAUAGAAGCCUUUCAGAAACGAUCUCUGGACCGAUGAACAGGAUGACAUGAUUGGAAGUGCCAUGCACUGAUCAUGGACUCUUUUAAUAGUUUUAGUUAUUUUUUUAAUGAUGCUGUGGAGAAAGCAGAAAAUGAUUCCUGUUUUUCAAGACAUCUCAUCUGCUGUAGGGGAAACACCUUUGACUGAAUGGACAUUUAUAAGGUUGUUACGCUGUAUAUCUGCUUACACAGAUGCACUUCUUAGUUUUUAAAAUAAACAUUCCUGCCAUUUUAAUUUGCAUGUAGCAGUAUUUUUAUCUUUAUAUUUUCUGCAUUAUUUGUAGUUACAGAACAAAUGAUCUUAAACAACAGCUGGGGAAGAGUAUAUCUUUUAUACAUACACAUGCAUUUUUGUAUCUGUACAUACCUGUGGUCCGUGUGCGUGUAUGAAUAUGAUGUGGGAAUCCCCACAUAUUCCAUUUGUCCUGCUUGUUACCAUAUUGGAGGUGGGAUUUUAUUUUUUUUUUCCUUGUGGGACAAAACAGCACAUACAAAAAUGGGAAAUUUGAUGUUUUAUUAUUUCUCUAUUUACAGAAAAGUAUGGUUGAUAUUGUAUAAAAUAGUACUCGUUUUGUAGGCAUUUGAAUGAUGAACAUCUCCAGUACUGGCAGUAUCCUACCAUCAUGUUUGUUAUUCACGUUAGUUUGCAAAGAGAUGUGAAGUUAUGGUUUAUGUUUCUUGCUACUCCUUAAGAAAAAAAAUUGAAUUCUUGUAUUCAUGAAAGUACAAAUUUACAUGCUGAACAAGUUUUACACUUGCAAUACAUCUGUCUUGUGUAAAGUUA
Messenger RNA from Protopterus annectens (West African lungfish), 1822 nucleotides. It is a transcript of the gene RPE, whose product is annotated as ribulose-5-phosphate-3-epimerase. Gene Ontology annotation, molecular function: metal ion binding; D-ribulose-phosphate 3-epimerase activity. Gene Ontology annotation, cellular component: cytosol. The coding region runs from base 401 to 1036 and encodes 211 amino acids. Gene Ontology annotation, biological process: pentose-phosphate shunt, non-oxidative branch; carbohydrate metabolic process. The transcript is spliced from 10 exons. NCBI's taxonomy places the organism in Eukaryota, Metazoa, Chordata, Ceratodontiformes, Protopteridae. The record is from RefSeq and is a predicted model, not a curated record.